AGACUUCCACAUGGCACAAUUGUUUUUUAUGGCCGUUCAUGUUACAAUGCCUUUUUUUUUUUUUCUGUAUUGCCUUUUAGGUUACCUAGGGUGAAACAAAAUUACAGGAUUGGAAACUCUGGAAAAGCUCAGCAUCAGGAUUUGAGAGCUGAAGCUUGCAAAUUAUGUGAUUAGUCUACAAGCUGAUAUCAUGAUGUCAAAAUGCAGUUCGGGAAAUAUAAACACAGAAGUUGCAGAAAUUAAAACGUAAGCUGUGCUGGAACAAAAAUGCAAUGAAAGAAACACUGGAUGAAUGAAUGAAGAGCCCUGCUUUGCAAUCCCUCAGCAUGGCAGGACUGCAGCUCAUGACCCCUGCUUCUUCCCCAAUGGGUCCGUUUUUUGGACUGCCAUGGCAACAAGAAGCAAUUCAUGAUAACAUUUACACGCCAAGAAAAUAUCAGGUUGAACUGCUUGAAGCAGCUUUGGAUCAUAAUACAAUAGUCUGUUUAAACACUGGCUCAGGGAAGACUUUUAUUGCAGUACUACUCACUAAAGAGCUGUCCUAUCAGAUCAGGGGAGAUUUCAACAAAAAUGGAAAGAGAACCGUGUUCUUGGUCAACUCAGCAAAUCAAGUUGCUCAGCAAGUGUCAGCUGUCAGGACACAUUCAGAUCUUAAAGUGGGAGAGUAUUCAAGUUUAGAGAUAACUGAAUCAUGGACGAAAGAGAAAUGGAGUCAGGAAUUCUCUAAACAUCAGGUUCUAGUUAUGACAUGUCACGUUGCCCUGACUAUUUUGAAAAAUGAAUAUUUAUCCCUGUCAAACAUUAAUCUUUUGGUGUUUGAUGAGUGCCAUCUUGCAAUCCAGGACCACCCGUAUCGUGAAAUUAUGAAGAUCUGUGAGGAUUGUCCGUCAUGUCCUCGAAUCCUGGGGUUAACAGCUUCCAUUUUAAAUGGGAAAUGUGAUCCUGAAUUGGAGGAGAAGAAACAGAAACUGGAGAAAAUCUUGAAGAGCAAUGCUGAAACUGCAACUGAUUUGGUGGUCUUGGACAGAUAUACUUCUCAGCCAUGUGAGAUUGUUGUAGACUGUGGACCAUAUACUGACAAAAGUGGGCUGUAUGGAGGACUGUUAAAAGAAUUGGAUGAAGCACUUACUUUUCUGAAUGACUGCAACAUAUCUGUAAAUUCAAAAGAGAGAGAUUCUACAUUAAUUUCUAAGCAGAUAUUGUCAGACUGUCGAGCUGUAUUGGUUGUUCUGGGACCCUGGUGUGCAGAUAAGGUAGCUGGGAUGAUGGUGAGAGAGCUACAGAAGUAUAUCAAACACGAACAAGAGGAGCUGCACAGGAAAUUUUUAUUGUUUACAGACACUUUCCUAAGGAAAAUACAUGCACUCUGUGAAGAGCACUUCUCACCUGCCUCACUUGACCUGAAAUUUGUAACCCCAAAAGUAAUAAAGCUGCUUGAAAUCUUGCGCAAAUAUAAACCGUAUGAACGGCAGCAGUUUGAAAGUGUGGAAUGGUAUAACAAUAGGAAUCAGGAUAAUUAUGUGUCUUGGAGUGAUUCUGAAGAUGAUGAUGAGGAUGAAGAAAUUGAGGAGAAAGAGAAGCCGGAGACUAAUUUCCCAUCUCCUUUUACUAAUAUUUUAUGUGGAAUUAUUUUUGUGGAAAGACGAUACACAGCAGUUGUCCUAAAUAGGUUGAUAAAAGAAGCUGGCAAACAAGAUCCAGAACUGGCUUAUAUCAGCAGCAAUUUUAUAACUGGACAUGGCAUUGGCAAGAAUCAGCCUCGUAACAAGCAGAUGGAAGUAGAAUUCAGAAAACAGGAAGAGGUUCUUAGAAAAUUUCGAGCACAUGAGACCAACUUACUUAUUGCUACUAGCAUUGUAGAAGAGGGUGUUGACAUACCAAAAUGCAACUUGGUGGUGCGUUUUGAUUUGCCCACAGAAUACCGUUCCUAUGUGCAGUCAAAAGGAAGAGCUAGAGCACCAAUUUCCAAUUAUAUCAUGUUAGCAGACACUGACAAAAUCAAAAGCUUUGAGGAAGAUCUCAAGACAUACAAAGCAAUCGAGAAGAUCCUGAGAAACAAAUGCUCAAAAUCUGUUGAUACCAGCGAAACUGAAACCGAACCCAUCAUUGAUGAUGAUGAUGUAUUUCCACCCUAUGUUUUGAGGCCAGAUGAGAACAGUCCAAGAGUUACAAUUAACACUGCUAUUGGACACAUAAAUAGGUACUGCGCUAGAUUACCAAGCGAUCCAUUUACUCACCUAGCUCCCAAGUGCAAAACACGAGAACUACCUGAUCAUACCUUCUACUCUACUCUCUACCUGCCGAUCAACUCACCUCUUCGAGCCUCAAUUGUUGGUCCUCCAAUGAGUUGUGCAAGACUGGCUGAGAGAGUUGUGGCUCUUAUUUGCUGUGAAAAACUGCACAAAAUUGGUGAACUGGAUGAUCAUUUGAUGCCAGUUGGGAAAGAAACGGUUAAGUAUGAGGAAGAGCUUGAUUUACAUGAUGAAGAGGAAACCAGUGUUCCAGGAAGGCCAGGCUCUACAAAACGAAGACAGUGCUAUCCUAAAGCUAUUCCAGAAUGUUUGAGGGAUAGUUAUCCCAAACCUGAUCAACCUUGUUACCUGUAUGUAAUAGGAAUGGUGUUAACUACUCCUUUACCUGAUGAGCUCAACUUCAGGAGGCGAAAGCUGUACCCUCCAGAAGAUACAACAAGAUGUUUUGGAAUACUGACAGCCAAACCUAUACCUCAGAUUCCUCACUUUCCUGUGUAUACUCGCUCUGGAGAGGUUACAAUAUCUAUUGAGCUAAAGAAAUCUGGUUUUACUUUGUCUCUGCAAAUGCUUGAGUUGAUAACACGGCUCCACCAGUACAUUUUUUCACAUAUUCUUCGUCUUGAGAAACCUGCACUAGAGUUUAAACCCACAGAAGCUGAUUCAGCCUAUUGUGUUCUACCUCUUAAUGUUGUUGAUGACUCCAGCACUUUGGACAUUGACUUUAAGUUUAUGGAAGACAUUGAAAAAUCCGAAGCGCGUACAGGCAUUCCCAGCACACAGUAUACAAAAGAAAUGCCUUUUAUUUUCAAAUUAGAAGAUUACCAGGAUGCAGUUAUCAUUCCAAGAUAUCGAAAUUUCGAUCAGCCUCAUCGAUUCUAUGUAGCUGAUGUAUACACUGAUCUUACUCCACUCAGUAAAUUCCCUUCUCCUGAAUAUGAAACUUUUGCUGAAUAUUAUAAAACAAAGUAUAAUCUUGACCUGACCAAUCUCAACCAGCCACUGCUGGAUGUGGACCACACAUCUUCAAGACUUAAUCUUUUGACUCCUCGCCAUUUGAACCAGAAGGGUAAGGCACUUCCACUAAGCAGUGCUGAGAAGAGAAAAGCAAAGUGGGAAAGUCUGCAGAAUAAGCAGAUACUGGUUCCAGAGCUCUGUGCUAUUCAUCCUAUUCCAGCAUCACUGUGGAGAAAAGCAGUUUGCCUCCCCAGCAUCCUUUAUCGUCUGCACUGCCUGUUGACAGCAGAGGAACUAAGGGCUCAAACAGCCACUGAUGCUGGUGUGGGGGUUAAAUCACUUCCUGCAGAUUUCAGAUAUCCUAACCUGGACUUUGGAUGGAAAAAAUCUAUUGACAGCAAAUCCUUCAUCUCUAUUCCGAACUCCUCUUUGGUAGAGAAUGAAAAUUACUGUAAGCACAGCCCAAUUGUAGUCCCUGAAAAUGCUGCACAUCAAGGUGCUAACAGAACCUCUUCUACAGAAAAGCAUGACCAAAUGUCUGUGAAUUACAGAACAUUGCUCAAUGAGUCACCCGGUAAACUCCAAAUUGAUGUCUCAGCAGAACUUGCAGCAAUUAAUGGUGUUUCUUAUAACAAAAACCUUGCCAAUGGCAAUUGUGAUUUAGUUAACAGUGACUUUUGCCAAGGAAAUCAGCUGAAUUACUGCAGGCAGGAAAUACCUGUACAACCAACUACCUCAUGUCCCAUUCAGAAUUUAUACAGCAGUGAGAACCAGCCCAAGCCCAGCAAUGAAUGUACUCUACUGAGUAAUAAAUACCUUGAUGGAAAUGCUAACAGAUCUACCUCAGAUGGAUGCCCCAAAACGGCAGUGACCACCAGUACUUCAAAAGCUCUUAAUCUUUCAAUAGACAGAGUGGAUUUUGAAAAGAGCCCUUCCAGCGGGUACUCCUCAAAAACUCUUGGCCCCAAUCCUGGUCUCAUUCUUCAAGCUUUGACUCUUUCAAAUGCUAGUGAUGGUUUUAAUCUGGAGCGGCUUGAAAUGCUUGGCGAUUCAUUUUUAAAGCAUGCCAUCACUACAUACUUGUUUUGCACUUACCCUGAUGCUCAUGAGGGACGGCUGUCAUAUAUGAGAAGCAAAAAGGUCAGCAACUGUAAUUUGUAUCGCCUUGGGAAAAAGAAAGGACUGCCUAGUCGCAUGGUCGUAUCCAUUUUUGACCCCCCUGUCAAUUGGCUUCCACCUGGUUACAUAGUGAACCAGGACAAGAGCAACACUGAUAAAUGGGAGAAGGAUGAAAUGACAAAGGAGAAUUUGGCUAAUGGUAAACUUGGAGAUUAUGAGGAGGAGGAGGAAGAUGAAGACCUGAUGUGGAGGUUACCCAAGGAAGAAGCAGACUUUGAAGAUGAUUUUUUGGAAUAUGAUCAGGAACAUAUCAAAUUCAUAGAUAAUAUGUUAAUGGGAUCAGGGGCUUUUGUGAAGAAAAUUUCUCUCUCGCCCUUUUCAACCACUGAUUCAAACUAUGAAUGGAAAGCACCCAAAAAGUCAUCCCUGGGUAAUGUUCAGUUUUCAUCGGAUUUCGAUGAUUUUGACUACAGCUCUUGGGAUGCGAUGUGCUACCUGGAUCCUAGCAAGGCUGUUGAAGAGGAUGAUUUUGUAGUGGGCUUCUGGAACCCAUCGGAAGAAAACUGUGGCGUUGAUGCAGGAAAACAGUCUAUCUCGUAUGACUUGCAUACGGAGCAGUGCAUCGCUGACAAAAGCAUCGCGGACUGUGUGGAAGCCUUGUUGGGCUGCUACCUGACCAGCUGUGGCGAGAGAGCUGCGCAGCUUUUCCUGUGUUCACUGGGGCUGAAGGUGCUCCCUGUGAUUAAGAAGACUGAUUGGGAAAGCACUUUGUGUGCUGCCAGAGAGAACUGUAGCAGUCAGCAGAAAAAUCUUUCACCAAACUCUGUUUCUGCUUCUGUAGUUAAUUCAGAGCCCUCUCUGUAUAAAGACCUGGAGUAUGGCUGCUUGAAGAUUCCACCAAGGUGUAUGUUUGAUCACCCAGAUGCUGAAAAAACCCUGAAUCAUCUUAUUUCUGGCUUUGAAAACUUCGAGAGGAAAAUAAAUUACAGUUUCAAGAACAAGGCUUAUCUUCUUCAGGCAUUUACUCAUGCCUCUUAUCAUUACAAUACCAUAACUGAUUGUUACCAGCGCCUAGAAUUCCUGGGAGAUGCAAUUUUGGACUACCUCAUAACCAAGCACCUUUAUGAAGACCCACGGCAACACUCUCCAGGAGUUCUUACCGACCUGCGGUCUGCUCUGGUCAAUAACACCAUCUUUGCAUCACUGGCUGUAAAGUAUGACUACCACAAGUACUUCAAAGCCGUCUCUCCCGAGCUGUUCCAUGUUAUUGAUGACUUUGUACAGUUUCAAAUGGAAAAGAACGAAAUGCAAGGAAUGGAUUCGGAGCUCAGAAGAUCUGAAGAAGAUGAAGAAAAAGAAGAAGACAUUGAAGUACCAAAGGCCAUGGGGGAUAUAUUCGAGUCCCUUGCUGGUGCCAUUUAUAUGGAUAGUGGAAUGUCUUUGGAAAUGGUUUGGCAAGUGUACUAUCCGAUGAUGAGGCCACUAAUAGAAAAGUUUUCUGCAAAUGUACCCCGUUCCCCAGUGCGAGAGCUGCUGGAGAUGGAACCAGAGACAGCCAAAUUUAGUCCCGCAGAAAGAACUUACGAUGGGAAGGUCAGAGUAACGGUGGAAGUUGUAGGAAAGGGCAAGUUUAAAGGUGUUGGCAGAAGCUACAGGAUUGCCAAAUCUGCAGCUGCAAGAAGAGCACUACGAAGCCUCAAAGCAAAUCAACCUCAGGUCCCAAACAGCUGAGACUCCUCUUAAAAGUAAAUAAAAUGGGGGUGAAAAACACACAAAUAAAGCAAGUUUUUAAAAUCGUCGAUGUGGAGAGGAACAAAUUGAAGACAGAAUUUAAAGUUUGUUUGAUAACAGAUAACAAAACAUUUAACAUGUAUAAAAUUUUGGAACUAAUUGCAGUUAUAGUUUUUUGCGCAAACACAAUCUUGUCUUCUUUCCUCACUUCUGCUUUGUUUAAUCACAAGAGUGCUUUAAUGAUAACAUUUAGCAAGUGUUCAGAAUAAUUGUUGUCAGGUCUUUUUGCUUUACUUUAUUGUCAGUACAGCUUUGCUUAGUGUUAGAAGGCCAGGGAGCUUAGGCCUAAUGCAGUUGCUAGAUUUAUAUAUAAUAAUCUUGAAAUUCUUCAAUCUGUGCACUAGUGCCAGUCAUAAAGCAGUUGGUAAACUGUAUUGGAUGAUUGGGUAUAAGAAAGAAUAAGUGUGCCAGUAUUGUCUCUUUUUUUUCCCUCCUUCAUGUCAUCUUUUGCAUUAAGAUGAUAUUCCUAAUCAUUAUUGCACUUAUUUGUUAGGGACAGAUUUUAAUUGAAAUGACUGGCAUACUGGUAGAAUGAAAUUUCAAUUUCCUUAUGCCACAUAGUCUUGCAUUUAAGAAAAGAAAAAAAAAAAGAAAAAAAAAAGGUUCUUGCCUUAAAAA
This is a messenger RNA of Tinamus guttatus (white-throated tinamou), 6734 nucleotides long. It is a transcript of the gene DICER1, whose product is annotated as dicer 1, ribonuclease III. The record is from RefSeq and is a predicted model, not a curated record. Gene Ontology annotation, biological process: pre-miRNA processing; apoptotic DNA fragmentation; siRNA processing. Gene Ontology annotation, molecular function: deoxyribonuclease I activity; ribonuclease III activity; ATP binding. NCBI's taxonomy places the organism in Eukaryota, Metazoa, Chordata, Aves, Tinamiformes, Tinamidae. Gene Ontology annotation, cellular component: nucleus; cytoplasm; RISC-loading complex.